Leptopilina heterotoma is the source of this 653-nucleotide messenger RNA. Its product is annotated as 60S ribosomal protein L26-like. NCBI's taxonomy places the organism in Eukaryota, Metazoa, Arthropoda, Insecta, Hymenoptera, Figitidae. Gene Ontology annotation, cellular component: cytosolic large ribosomal subunit; ribosome. Gene Ontology annotation, biological process: ribosomal large subunit biogenesis; cytoplasmic translation. Gene Ontology annotation, molecular function: structural constituent of ribosome; RNA binding. Bases 157 to 603 code for a protein of 148 amino acids. The record is from RefSeq and is a predicted model, not a curated record. The transcript has 4 exons.
GUUUUAUAUUUUUAUCUAGGAUAGACAAUUUCAAAUUUUUCCCGCACUGGAAAUGGAAGAAUUUCACAUUGCGCUUGCGCAAGAACUGUCAUGUCUUUUUAAAUCUCUUCCGGUUUUAUCAGUGGUGUUAAAAGUGCUGUUUUCGUCGAAAACAGAAUGAAGUUCAACAAGUUAGUAACCUCUUCGAGGAGGAAAAAUCGUAAAAGGCACUUUACUGCUCCUUCACACAUUAGGAGAAGGCUAAUGUCCGCACCAUUGUCUAAAGAACUUAGACAGAAAUAUAAUGUUCGGUCCAUGCCCAUUCGAAAGGACGACGAAGUUCAGGUAGUUCGCGGACACUACAAAGGUCAGCAAGUUGGCAAAGUAAUCCAAGUUUAUAGGAAAAAAUUUGUCAUUUACAUUGAGAGGAUUCAAAGAGAAAAAACCAAUGGAGCCACCGCUUAUGUUGGAAUUGACCCCUCAAAGACUGUUAUUGUCAAAUUAAAAAUGGACAAGGAUCGCAAAAAGAUUAUCGACAGGAGAGGAAAGGGCCGUCUUGCUGCUUUGGGCAAAGACAAAGGAAAGUACACUGAAGAAACCGCUGCUGCUAUGGAAACGUCGUAGGUUAAAGCACCAUAUUUUGUACUACAAAAAUAAAGUGUUUUAAAUAUUUA